Apis mellifera (honey bee) is the source of this 1557-nucleotide messenger RNA. RefSeq lists its product as uncharacterized. The record is from RefSeq and is a predicted model, not a curated record. The coding region runs from base 411 to 758 and encodes 115 amino acids. The transcript has 5 exons. Lineage: Eukaryota; Metazoa; Arthropoda; Insecta; Hymenoptera; Apidae.
CAUAACAAUCGGGUCUUAAUAUUUCCACUUUAUCCAUUUUCUCUUUAACUUUUUCCAAAUGAGUCUAAGACUUCAGACACUGAAAAUCUAAAGAUUCAUUUAGCGAUCGUGCUUAUCAUUGAGAAUUAUAAAAUAAAUUAGUUAUGAUAAUACCAAAGAAAAAUUUAACUGAAUUUUAAAUAAUAUUUGAUGAAACGUUUGGAAUAGUUAGUAAUAAGUUUUUUAAAAAGUGAAUUUAGUGAAAAAUAUUUUUAUAGUGAUUUUCUUAUAUUCCUUACAGAAGUUUUUGAAAUAUGAUUUCAAUAAAAAUGCAUGUAUCUAAUGUAUGAAAUUAAUGGUUCGAAGGAUUCUAAAAAUAUCCAAGCUCUUUGUAAAUUGAUACAUUGAUUCUUAUGUAUUAAUAAAGAGAUAUGAAGAACUGCAAAAUCUUGAAUAAUCUUGGCUGUAAAGAUAUGCAUGAUGUUUGGAUCAAUGGAUAUCUUAGAAUGGUCAUAAUCGUACAAUUAAACAAAAGGAUAUUCUACAAACAAAUGUCCUUCUCUAACUUCUACAGAUUUGUAUUAAGUAUAUUUUAUCAUCGUGUAAGUUGCUGUAGUACCAACAGUUCUGGAAAUGAUGGUAAUGCGAUUAUCUGCACCAACUUUAGCAAAACAAAUGGAGCACAAAAUGGGCACAAUGAUAAUAAUAAAGGAAAAAAAUCUGGCAUCGCUACGAUGGAAAUUAAGUCGCAUUGUGGAAAUGCAUCCAGGGGAGGAUAGCGUGUUUUAAUAUUAAAAAUAAUUGAUGGCAUUCUUAUCAUAUCGAAGAUUUGCAUCCUACUUAGUGAAGGAAUCGAGUUCACUUCGCAAAGAUCAAGAGAAAGUCAGCUUAUGAGGACUCACCGAUGAGAAUUAACAAUAAUUGAAGAUUGCAAUCAUUAAUUAUACAUUUGUAACAUAUAAGAACUAUAAUCAUUAAUUGUUAUUCGUUGUAAAUUUAAAUAAAAAAUUAUAUAGAUAAGGAAGUAAGCAAUUCAUUAUGUAAUUACAGUCGUUUAGUAUUAUGGACAAUAGUUUGUAAGCGUAAUCAUACACAAUAAAUUGUAAGAUUGAAAGUGAGCUGUUUAAGGUGUAUGACAUGUUCGCGAGCACUAAUUGCUCAUAUGAUGAGCAGUUUGUUUAGGAAAAUUCCCAAAAAAGUCUCUUUCUGUUUUUAUGACUAACAGUCCUUAGUUAAAUUUGAACAGUAAGUAAUGUUUGGAGGAUUAUUUAGAAAGUCUGGUUGGCAUGUGUAAUUUCAUAUUUCUACCAUCUAAUAUAAACAAUUAGUUUGUGAAUAUAUUGUGCCUGACUAUCAGACACGAUUAUGUGCGCGACAUUGUGAGAGAAAUCUACUCUCUAAUAGACAAAAUACGAGUAAUUUAUAUACAGUCUACAAAUACGAAAUAUCCUAAUUAUGAUUAAUUGAAGGCAUUCGAUAGUCAUUAACUUACAUCAAAUCAUUACAAUACAAUAUUGCCGGCACAAAUACAAAUAUAUGCAAAAUACAUGAUAAAUAUAUUCAAACAUAAUAUUUAAA